Crotalus tigris (Tiger rattlesnake) is the source of this 2923-nucleotide messenger RNA. It is a transcript of the gene NCBP1, whose product is annotated as nuclear cap binding protein subunit 1. Bases 257 to 2608 code for a protein of 783 amino acids. The transcript is spliced from 23 exons. NCBI's taxonomy places the organism in Eukaryota, Metazoa, Chordata, Lepidosauria, Squamata, Viperidae. Gene Ontology annotation, cellular component: nuclear cap binding complex; nucleus. Gene Ontology annotation, biological process: nuclear-transcribed mRNA catabolic process, nonsense-mediated decay; mRNA export from nucleus; regulation of mRNA processing. The record is from RefSeq and is a predicted model, not a curated record. Gene Ontology annotation, molecular function: protein binding; mRNA binding; RNA cap binding.
UCCUCUCUGGAUUCCCCGCCAGAGGCCACCGGAAGAACCUGCCGGCGGGCCGGAAACAACGAAAAGCAGAGAGAAGCUGAGGUCCUCGCUCGCUCGCUCUGUUUCUCGGGGGGGCGUUUGCGCGGCGACGACGACGACUUCCGGCGAACGCUCCGAGUGUCGGUUGCUGCUGUCAUCGGGCCGUAGCGCCGGCAGCCCCUUUCCGCCCCCGAGAGCACCCUAAGGUCGUCCGCCGAGCCGGAGGAAGGGUUGAGCCAUGUCGCGCAGGCGGCACAGGGACGAGAACGACGAACAACCAUACAAGAAAAGGAAAGUAUCUAUUGCAGAACGAUUGGAAUCUCUAAUAAGCAAAGUGGGAGAAAAGAGUCCUUUCUCUUUGGAAAGUAGAAUAGAAGGCUUGGCUGGAGUUUUGGAGGCAGAUCUACCAAACUACAAAAGCAAAAUACUGAAACUGCUUUGCACAGUAGCACGUCUGUUACCACAGAAGAUGACCAUUUACACAACUCUUGUUGGCUUGCUGAAUGCCAGAAACUACAAUUUUGGUGGAGAGUUUGUAGAAGCGAUGAUACGUCAACUGAAAGAAUGUUUGAAAGCCAACCUAUACAAUGAAGCUAUCUAUUUAGUGCGCUUUUUUUCUGAUCUUGUGAAUUGUCACGUAAUAGCUGCACCCUCAAUGGUAGCCAUGUUUGAGAAUUUCGUCAAUGUGACGCAAGAGGAGGAUGUACCUCAGGUGCGAUGUGACUGGUAUGUGUAUGCGUUUCUGUCAUCCUUACCUUGGGUGGGGAAGGAGCUGUAUGAGAAAAAGGAUACUGAAAUGGAGCAGAUCUUGUCUACUGUUGAAAACUAUCUGAAACGGCGUCAGAAGAACCAUGUGCCCAUGCUACAAGUUUGGUCUGCUGAUAAACCACAUCCACAAGAAGAGUACUUAGAUUGCCUUUGGGCUCAGAUUCAGAAAAUGAAGAAGGACCACUGGCAAGAGAGGCACAUUCCGAGGCCAUACCUGGCGUUUGACAGCGUGCUUUGUGAAGCACUGCAGCACAACCUGCCUCCUUUUACGCCCCCACCCCACACGGCAGAUUCCGUUUACCCGAUGCCAAGAGUCACCUUCCGAAUGUUUGACUACACUGAUGAUCCUGAAGGACCAGUUAUGCCUGGGAGCCACUCUGUUGAAAGAUUUGUGAUUGAAGAAAACCUCCACUGCAUCAUCAGAUCAUUUUGGAAAGAGAGAAAGACAUGUGCUUCCCAAUUAACAAGCUAUCCAGGAAACAACAAGAUCCCUCUGAAUUACCACAUUGUUGAGGUCAUUUUUGCUGAGUUGUUUCAGCUUCCUAUUCCGCCUCACACAGAAAUCAUGUACACUACGCUGUUUAUUGAACUCUGUAAACUUCAGCCUGGAUCUUUACCUCAAGUUCUUGCACAAGCUACAGAAAUGCUGUACAUGCGCUUAGAUACCAUGAAUACCAUCUGCAUAGAUCGGUUUAUGAAUUGGUUUUCCCACCAUCUUAGUAAUUUUGAGUUCCGUUGGAGCUGGGAAGAUUGGUCAGAUUCUGUUUCUGAGGUUCUUGACAGACCCAAGCCUAAGUUUGUAAGAGAAGUACUGGAAAAAUGCAUGAGGCUUUCCUACCAUCAGCGAAUAAUAGAUAUCGUUCCUGCUAGUUUUUCAGUCCUUACUCCGGCAAAUCCAGCAUGUAUUUAUAAAUAUGGAGAUGAAAGUAACAAAUCUCUUCCUGGAUACAACGUUGCACUCUGUGUAAGCAUUGCCAUUAAAAACAAAGCAAGUAAUGAUGAAAUCUUCGCCAUUCUGAAGGAUGUGCCCAAUCUUAAUCAGGAUGAUGAUGAUGAUGAAGGCUUCUCAUUCAAUCCUUUAAAAAUAGAAGUUUUUGUCCAGGCACUAUUGCACUUAGCGUCAAAGUCAUUCAGUCACUCCUUCAGUGCUCUGGGAAAAUUUCGAGAAGUCCUCAGAACUUUGGCUGAAAGUGACGAAGGGAAGCUUCACAUUCUCAGAGUGAUGUAUGAAGUAUGGAAGAAUCAUUCUCAGAUGAUUGCUGUACUGGUGGAUAAGAUGAUUCGUACACAGAUUGUGGAUUGCGCUGCAGUGGCAAAUUGGAUUUUUUCUCCAGAGCUAUCUCAUGAUUUUACAAGAUUUUAUAUUUGGGAGAUCUUGCAUUCUACCAUUCGUAAGAUGAACAAGCAUGUGAUGAUGAUUCAAAAGGAGCUAGAAGAAGCCAAAGAAAAAUUAGCCAAGCAACAGAAAAGACGUGAUGAUUCUCGAAGGAAUGAGAGAGAAAGUUGGCCCCUUGAAGAACAGAUCGAACGCUUGCAAGAAAAAGUUGAAUCAGCUCAAAGUGAACAAAAAAACCUCUUCCUUGUAAUAUUCCAGCGUUUUAUUAUGAUCCUAACUGAACAUCUAGUACGAUGUGAAACAGGAGGGAUUGAUGUAAUUACACCUUGGUACAGGAACUGUAUAGAGAGGCUGCAGCAAAUUUUCUUACAGCAUCAUCAGAUCAUCCAACAGUACAUGGUGACCUUGGAGAACCUUCUAUUUACAGCAGAAUUGGAUCAUCACAUACUGGCUAUAUUUCAGCAGUUUUGUGCACUCCAGGGCUGAGUAACUUUUUUUUUUUUGUAUAGGACUUAAUUUCAUCUUGUUAAGUUUAAGAUGGAUUCUUUGAUAAGAAAGGAAAAAAAUCUUUUAAUCUGAAAAUACAUUAAGUGUGCUGUCCUAGAUAAACUACGCAGUGCUUGAAUGGGAUGAGUUGGGGCAGCAGGGACCUUAUGCUAGUUAUGAUUGCCAGGUGAUUGGGAUGGAAUAAUGCGUGGAUUUCUAAUUUUGAAAUGGUUUGAAUGUUGACUCUGCCAUAGCAUCUGCUUUGUUCCCUCCUAUUGUUUGUAUAAAAAAUAAAAAAAUAGAUAAUAAACAUAA